AUGAGCAAGACGCUCGCCCUCCCUCGCCACAUCUCAAGGCAAGCGGCUCGUCGCAGUGCGCGGUUGGCAACCCGCAAAUAUGCCACGGCAUCAAGAUCACCUCCGGCAGUAGAACGCGAUCCCACCGAACUCGAUCAGAUCACCACGCUCCCAAAUGGCGUCCGCGUGGCUACGGAAGCCCUGCCUGGCCACUUCUCCGGCAUUGGUGUAUACAUUGAUGCCGGAUCGAGAUAUGAAACUGACGCUCUGCGAGGCGUAUCUCAUAUCAUCGACCGACUGGCGUUCAAGUCGACAUCACAGCGUAGCGGAGACCAGAUGCUUGAGGCGAUGGAGAAUCUAGGCGGCAAUAUCCAGUGUGCAUCGUCCCGCGAGAGCUUAAUGUAUCAGUCCGCCACGUUCAAUGCCAAGGUCCCUGACACCGUCGCCCUGCUGGCCGAGACGAUUCGCGAGCCAGACAUCACCGAUGAGGAGGUGGCUCGUCAGUUGGAAACAGCCGAUUAUGAGMUUGGUGAGAUUUGGAGCAAGCCCGAGCUCAUUCUCCCCGAGCUGGUGCAUAUGGCUGCCUACAAGGACAACACGCUCGGCAAUCCAUUGCUGUGUCCAAAGGAACGGCUGGACUACAUCGAUGCGCGGACGGUCGAGGCUUACCGCAAAGCUUUCUUCCGUCCUGAGCGUGUUGUGGUGGCUUUCGCUGGUGUGGAGCACAACGAGGCAGUGCGUUUGACGAAACAAUACUUUGGAGACAUGAGCCCUGCGACAACUACAGCAUUCAAAAAGGAUGCACACCAGGUCCAGCCGCCAUACCCGACCUCCAACACACAAGCACCGCAGAAAGACUCGCGGCUGAUGUCGAAGAUUCCCUUCCUCAAGAAUCUCUCCACAUCUGCGCCUCAUUCGGCAACCGUCUCCCCGCUCGACCCUUCGCAGAUCAUCCCCCACCCUCUUGACGGUCCUAUACCUUAUGACCAGGCCUCCAAUUACACAGGUGGCUUCCUCAGCCUCCCGCCGCUACCCAUUCCUCCAAAUCCAUCCCUCCCGCGUCUUUCGCACAUUCAUCUAGCAUUUGAAUCUUUACCUAUCAGCUCUCCCGACAUCUACGCGCUUGCAACCCUUCAAACACUUCUCGGCGGUGGCGGCUCCUUCUCCGCUGGCGGUCCUGGCAAGGGCAUGUACAGCCGUCUCUACACUAAUGUAUUGAACCAAUACGGCUGGGUUGAGAACUGCGUCGCAUUCAACCAUGCUUACACCGAUUCCGGACUGUUUGGCAUAUCGGCAAGUUGUGCGACACAAUUCGUGCCUAGAAUGCUCGACACCAUGGCGCGGGAACUCUCAUUACUGAGCGCAGAGACCGGCUUAGGACGACUGAGCGAGAUUGAAGUGAACCGAGCGAAGAAUCAGCUCCGCAGCAGUCUGCUAAUGAAUUUAGAAAGCCGCAUGGUGGAGCUGGAGGAUCUUGGCAGACAGGUGCAGGUCCACGGACGAAGGGUGCCGGUCAAGGAGAUGGUCAGUGCAAUCGAGGGUGUGACGAUGAAAGACCUGAGGAGGGUCGCAAAGAUGGUGUUUGGAGGCGAGGUGAGAAAUGCUGGAGAAGGAAGCGGUGCCCCGACUGUCGUGUUGCAGCAGGGCGAGGAGGAAGGGGUCAAGUUGAGAGACAUGCCGUGGGAAGACAUCCAGCAAAGGAUUGGGAAGUGGGGAYUGGGCAGGAGAUGA
This is a messenger RNA of Ramularia collo-cygni, 1710 nucleotides long. Its product is annotated as probable mitochondrial-processing peptidase subunit alpha. The coding region runs from base 1 to 1710 and encodes 569 amino acids. NCBI's taxonomy places the organism in Eukaryota, Fungi, Ascomycota, Dothideomycetes, Mycosphaerellales, Mycosphaerellaceae. The record is from RefSeq and is a predicted model, not a curated record. Gene Ontology annotation, molecular function: metalloendopeptidase activity; metal ion binding. Gene Ontology annotation, cellular component: mitochondrion. The transcript has a single exon.